CAGUGUUCGCUAGGGCACAUAAGAGGUACCUAGGUAAUAGGUAAUUUUACCUAAAUGUACCUGAGGUGUGGAGAGCUAGGUUGCCAGUGGGUCGGCUAGAUAGCAGAUAAGUGGCAUAUCACACAACAGAAAAGCUCAAGCACAAGUUAGGUAGCUGCAUUAAUUUGUCUCAAAUUGUCGCGUCUCAAUUCCGUCCUCAACGCACCCAGCCAGCUGCCCCUCUGGUCCCACCUGCAAAUUACUUUUACUUUUUCUCUCCCCUCCAACUCCACGUGAAAAUUUCAACAACACACCUCAAUCCAAACCUCAAUUGCCUACCAUGCUGUCGUCUAUUGGACGUGCCGCGAUUAGGCGGCUAGUAUCUACCUCUGCCACUACGGCACCCCGCCGCAUUGCGAUCUCAUGGCCCAUUACCCGUGGUCGCGGCUUCGUUCAAGGCUUUGCGACUGCGGGACAACUGAAGGCUACUGCUACUAAGGUCACCACUAAAACUUCUAAGCCCAAAGCCACCAAGACUACUACGGCUACUAAGGCUACCAAAGGUAGUACUAAAGCAACAGCUACUAAAGCAAAAGCCAAGAAGGCGACAGCUAGCAAGGCCACGACCGCUAAGUCCAAGGCCCCCAAGUCCAAGGCCAAGGGCAAGGGCAAGGGACGAAAGCGACAGCCAAUGACACCAGAGAAGCAGGCCAUCCUUGAGAGAAGAGUGCUCAAGAAGACGGCACUGUUUACCGAACCAAAGUUUCUUCCCGACAGCCAAUGGACUGUAUUUGUAGCUGAGCAAACCAGGAAUAAGGUUACAAGCCCGUCAGGUCUUCGAGAUCUGAUGUUAGGGUUAUCUCAGAAUUACAGAAGUCUUCCAGCCCCGGAGCGUCAGCGUCUUGCCGAUAUUUCCUCGCAAAACAAAGUCAGCAAUGCAGCUACUUAUGCGGCCUGGGUAGAAACCUAUACUCCUGAUCAGACGGUUGCUGCCAACCGGGCUCGUCAACUCCUGAAGAGGAAGUAUAACUACCCCGUGUCAAGCUUGAAAAUUAUUCACGACCCGCGUGUCCCUAAGAGACCCAUUACUCCAUACAGUCUCUUCACAAAGGCGCGAUGGGCUUCCGGAGACUUCGCGAACCGCCCCUUCGCUGAGGCUGCCAGGGAAAUCGGAAAAGAGUGGGUGAAAUUGCCGGAUGUAGAACGCCACGCGUAUGAUGACCUUGGGAAGGCAGCCAGGGACACGUAUGAGAAGGAAGUUGAGGCGGUUCUUCAUCGCAAGCCGGCUCGCGCACGUCGUUCAUCCACGCCACCUGCAUGAUCACCUGCAUGAUCUGGACUCCUUUUCCCGCCUAUUACUAAUACAUAAAGUAGGUGACUGUGAGCUCUAGAAUCAGUGGCUCCUUCAUGGUUAUGAGGAAAGACGAUUGGGGGAUUGGCCAGUCCGUCCAAUGAUUCUCAUUCUUUCUUGUGGCGACGCAAGAAUUUGUUACAUUCAUUUCGGGACGAUGCAGUGGCUUAACCGUGACUACUUGUUUGACACGGCUUGUACUUGUAGAUAGUCCGUUUGGCUCGCAAUAUUCAUCCCCAUUUCCUAGGUAGCCAAUGAGAAUCGCCCGGAGAUCCCAUGGUAGUGAUGGUAAUAGUGGUAGAGUUGUAUUAGUAUUAAGCAAAAACUUGUGUGUGAAAAGGAUUGGCAAUUGAAAUCUCUAAUUCUCAUUAAGGAU
Messenger RNA from Daldinia decipiens, 1706 nucleotides. RefSeq lists its product as uncharacterized. The coding region runs from base 320 to 1300 and encodes 326 amino acids. The record is from RefSeq and is a predicted model, not a curated record. The transcript has 3 exons. NCBI's taxonomy places the organism in Eukaryota, Fungi, Ascomycota, Sordariomycetes, Xylariales, Hypoxylaceae.